Molecule: messenger RNA, 2266 nt
Organism: Hypanus sabinus (Atlantic stingray)
Lineage: Eukaryota; Metazoa; Chordata; Chondrichthyes; Myliobatiformes; Dasyatidae
Gene: c8a
Product: complement component 8, alpha polypeptide
Exons: 11
Coding region: 105-1862 (585 amino acids)
Biological process (GO): immune response
Cellular component (GO): membrane attack complex
Molecular function (GO): protein binding
Source: RefSeq, a predicted model, not a curated record
UGUUCGGAAAAUUGCAACAUCUAGCUAUUCUUGCUACUAGAAACUAGUGGAUUGAUAUAGGCAGUAAUUUUUCUUAUUUUAUAAAGUUUUAUUUAGCCCAAAGAAUGAAUUUGCUAAUGAGAUGUCUCUCAUCUUUUGCAUGCUUAUUGCUUUUUACUCAAUUUGUCGAUUUGAAUCAGAUCAACAACAGAUCAUUAUAUUCCUUUUCUAAUCACCUUGUCCGAAACAUCCGAAGCUUAGUUCCACUUGAUUGUCAGCUUGGUCAGUGGGUUGCAUGGACUGAAUGUUCUCCUUGUGAAGCAAAAAAGUCCAGAUUUAGGCAUCUGCAGAGGCCAGCCAUAUUUGGUGGUAGCCAGUGCAUUGGAUCUCUUUGGGAAGAGGUUACCUGCCAGACAUCGAAGCAAUGUGUAUCAACUAAUACCUGUGGUGAUCAGUUUCAAUGCAGUUUAGGUCGUUGUAUUAGAAGACGUUUACAAUGCAAUGGUGAGAGUGAUUGUGAAGAUGCUUCCGAUGAAGAAGUCUGUGAGCCUGCUGAUCCCAAUGAAAUACAAACUUUCUGCAGUGAGUUGUUUCCAGUACCUGGCUUACAAGUAGUUAUGAAUGGCUAUAACAUCUUAACAAAUGAAAUUGGAAGCCCGGUUUUAGACUCUGGAUACAAUGGAUAUUGCGAGUAUGUGUACAAUGGGGAUUGGAGGGACCUGCGAUACGAUAGUGAAUGUGAACGUCUCUACUAUAAUGAUGAUGAGAAAUACUUCCGCAUACCAUACAACGUAUUCCUAUAUAGAAUUGAGGCACUUGCUGACUCUGGAUUUACAGUGGAAGUUUACAGUGAUGUUCAAAGUUUAUUGACAGCAAUGAGGAGCGAGACAUCAUUCGAAUUGGGAUUCAGAUUGCAAAUUUCUUUUGUGAAAGGUUCUGUUGGGCUUAGUGGCUACCUCAAUUUAGUUAAAAAUCUGACCACUUUAGUUGGGAGGGAUGUGAAACUUGUUCGUGUUCGAACUAAAGUUCAAACUGCACACUUCAAAAUGAGGAGAUACAAUUUGAUUUUGAAUGAAGAAAUGGUUCAGUCCCUGAUGAAACUUCCAGAUGAAUACAAUUAUGGGAUGUAUUCUAAAUUCAUUGCUGAUUAUGGUACCCAUUAUUACACUUCAGGAGCCAUGGGAGGUGUUUUUGAGUACAUCCUUGUCCUGAAUCAAAAUACUUUGCAACGAGCAGGUGUUUCUGCAGUAGAAGUUGGACUCUGUCUUUCAGGAUCACUCGGAAUAGUGAUGGACAUUUUAUCUGUUAAGUCCGAAACUUGUGCGAAGAUAAGUAGUUUUAAAGCAUCUUCCGGCAAUUCAAGAACAUUGAUAGAAGAUAUUAUUUCACGUGUACAAGGAGGAGACCCUAAAUCAAUUGCGGGACUGUCAAAUCGAGAAAUACCAGAUGCCAAAAUGUAUCGACACUGGGGUAAAUCCUUGAAAUAUAUCCCAGCAAUAAUUGAUUUUCAGGUCAUGCCCAUUUAUGAGUUGGUGGCCAGAAGUAAUCUUCAGUCUGUUAACAGUAAGCAACAGCAUUUGAAGAGAGCAAUGGAAGAGUACUUCUCUGAAUUUCACCCCUGCAGAUGCCAUCCAUGUUAUAAUAACGGAAGUCCAUUUCUUUUAAACAAUAAGUGCAUCUGUGUGUGUGCACCUGGAUUUGAAGGAACAGCAUGUCAAGAAACAAAUCGAAAGGGGCCCACAAAUGGAGGUUGGAACUGUUGGUCACAGUGGUCUCCAUGCAGAAGUGGAACAAGAAAACGGACACGGAGCUGCAACCAUCCACCCCCAAAAGAUGGUGGUGCCAUGUGUCUUGGGAAGAACACACAGACCCAACACUGUUAAAAUGCCCCCAGUUUUUGGCUGUCUACAUUAUUUGUUUUCAAACUCUGAUUUAAUUGGGUUCUAUUUUGAAGUUCUCUGUCCCUUUUUCAAUGCAAGGAGUAUCAGACUUCGUCCAAUAAAUAGAAUCAUUUAAGUUGACAGAAGAACAGUACAGGAAUUUAUAUUCAUUGAAAUUUACACAUAAAAUGAUUUGUGGAAAUUAAUGGCAUCUUAAUAUGCCUCUCCAAAGGAAUCAUAUCAAUCCUUUGGCAAUAUUUGCCAGCUGAUUCAUCAAUAUAUUCAACUCACCAUUUUGAUGCCCAUUGGACCUCUUAAUGUCAGAUCUAUUAUCUUCAGAUCGUAAAUAGAUAUUGGGAAAAAUGAAGCAUCAAUUAAAAAUCUGUAACAGUUAUUUUCAGUCAAAA